Molecule: messenger RNA, 885 nt
Organism: Penicillium cataractarum
Lineage: Eukaryota; Fungi; Ascomycota; Eurotiomycetes; Eurotiales; Aspergillaceae
Exons: 2
Coding region: 1-885 (294 amino acids)
Source: RefSeq, a predicted model, not a curated record
AUGUUCGCAACACAAACCAUCCCCUCAUCACCCACCACUCCCUUCCGCCAAACAGGCCACUACACACCAGCCCGUCCAUCCCCGCUCGGCCCACGAAGCACAAAUAUCGCCACACCCUCAUGGACAAUGGGCUCUCCCACACGCGCUGGCAACCUGCAAAAGCCAACCGGCCAUGACGAAAACGCGCAAAUCUCGCCCAUCUCCUUUCCAACAUUUGCUGUGCACACGGAGCAGCCACAGCGAUACCAUAACCCUAAUCCCGUCUCCGUGUCAAACGAACACUCCAAUUCCCCCAGCUUCGUCAACAUCGCCUCCUCUCCCGCUCCAUUCACCUUCCACUCAACUUCCCAGCAGCAGCAGCAGCAGCAGCAGCAACAACCCAACAUCUUCUCACCAACAUCACCCUCCCCGGCCUCCCCAACCCCAUCAACACGCCCCCGCUUCGCAGAGCGGUACGCGACGCAAAUCGCAAACCCCAUGCGCACCACGACUUCCCUCGCGCGCUCCAAGACCCGCAAGAUGUUCCUGAACCGGGUUAAGAGCGAGCGUGAUGCGGGACGGUUCGAGGCGCGCGGGGAACAGAUGAUGAUGGCGGAGUAUUUGGCGGAUAAGAGGCGGUGGGAGGAGAGUAUGGCGCGGGAUGUGGAUGGGGUCCUGCGUGGGGUUGAAGGGGAUAUUGAGGAUGAUGGGAUGCUUCCUGAUGAAGCUGAGUUGAGGGCGUUGGAUGAGUUUGUUUCGCAGGAGGAGGCGAUGGAGAGGGCGUGGCAGGAGUCGUUGGGUAAUAGGCAUGGACUUGUGGAACAGGAUGUUCCGUUUAGUGAUGCUGAGUAUGAUGAUCUUUUUAUGCAUUUGGAGGAACCUGCGCAGGAUAUGGAUAUGUCUUAG